Molecule: messenger RNA, 1344 nt
Organism: Thermothelomyces thermophilus ATCC 42464
Lineage: Eukaryota; Fungi; Ascomycota; Sordariomycetes; Sordariales; Chaetomiaceae
Exons: 1
Coding region: 1-1344 (447 amino acids)
Source: RefSeq, a predicted model, not a curated record
AUGGCCCAAGAGGCUCCCGAAGCGCAGACGGAGGAUAAGACGGACUCCCAUGGCGUCUCCCACCAUCAUCUUGGUGGUCUGCCAUCCGAGUUGUUCGACAAGAUCUUGUUCGAGAUCAACUCCAUCCGCGAUCUCGCCCACUUCAUCGCCACCGCUCGCUUCGCGUACCAACGCUUCAGGCUUCAAAGGCGGGCCGUCCUUUUCCGGGUCCUGCAAAACGAGCUGGGCCCGGUGCUAGCUGACGCCAGGUUCCUCUUUGUGUUCCCUUAUUCGGACCCCACAGACCAGGUCCGGUACAUCGAAUGGCUCCACCUCAUGGCCGACGUAUACCACGGCAUGCUUCGAGGCGGCAACACCGAGGAUGGCAUGCCAAUCCAAGGCGAUGCCCUCCCCCACCUCGAGGAGCUAAAGGCGCUUUGCCGCACCCUCCACCAGAUCAACUUCAUCGCCGACAUGUACAUCACAGCACGGCUCGCGUCGUUCGACCGAGGCGGCGGAGGCGGGACGCCCGCCACGGCGCCGCUCUCGCCCUUAGAGCGGCGACGGCUCGUGCGCAGCUUCUACCGCCGCCAGAUCCUGAGCAACGCCUGGGCCGCGACCAGGCGCCCCAAGCACUGGACCCACGAGGACACGGCGGCUAUCAGCAACUCGAGCACGCAUCAAGGCGAGCAGUUGGGCCUGCUCGGCACGCUUGAGCCCUGGGAGAUGCAGCAGAUCGAGCACGCCGACGUCUUCAUCACGCGCCUGUGUCUCGCGCUCGUGCACCACUCUCCGCGGACGGCCGACGGAGCCCCGGGGAUCCCACCCCGCCAGUUCGACGAGCUGUUUGCGCACCUGCACCGCCUCGACCAGUUCCUGCAGACACAUCGCGGCGUCGCCAAGCGGGCCGCCCGUGAUCUGGCAGCGGCCAUGGAGCUCGCGCACUGCUCGCGCCUGCGCGACGAGUACGUGAACCCGUACCAGAUGAUCCCCCUGCGACUCGCGUGGCAGGCGGACCGGGCAACCUCCUUCCCGGACCCGGUCAGAGACAAGUGGGACCGGGACGGGUUGGUUGUGCCCUACGUCGGAGACGGGCUCGACCUCGCCCCAUACGGCUGGCUGGACGCGCUGGGGGGGCGCUACGUCAAAUGGUUCGGAGAAGGGCUGUACUCCAUUCCCCGGCUGCCUACCCGGCAGAGCCACAGCCAGUCAUCGGACCAGAGCAAUGCCUUGUACCUCUGGAGGCACGCUGGGUUUUGCCUGUGGGACCGGAAACGGGUCGAGGCGUUGAAGGGGCUGAGCAUGUUUGGGGGGGAGCUGUAUACCGGAUGGGUUCUUAACCGCUCGAUCGAGCGGGAUGACUGA